GUGAAGGGUCGCCUACACAACUGAUUCUGUCUCCCUACUCUCUCUCUCUCUCUCUCCCUCCAUUUUUCUGCAAAUAUUCUUCCUCCUCAGAUAUUGGAGAAGACUCUGUUUUACAGCGCAUACGCAUACGCAUACGCAUACGCACUCGCAUUUUCCCUCCCUACUUUUCUCCACUUCAAUUCUCUUCCUUUUCUCAAGGAAAAUUUCCUCAAAAUGCUCCACAGAUUUGAAGAAAUGGAUGACGAGUUUGCCAGGCUUCUCCGUAGGAUCAAUCCACCCAGGGUUGUGAUAGACAAUGAUGCUUGUGAGGAUGCAACUAUAAUACAGGUUGACAGUGUCAAUAAGCAUGGAAUCCUCCUUCAGGUGGUCCAAAUUCUCACAGAUUUGGAUCUUGUGAUUAAGAAGGCAUACAUUUCAUCUGAUGGAGGAUGGUUCAUGGAUGUGUUCAACGUGAUUGACCGCAAGGGGAACAAAAUUAGAGAUCAAGAGAUCAUCAGCUACAUCCAAGAGAGACUUGAAAGCAAUGAUGAUUUAGUUGAACCUUCUUUGAAAGAACUGGUUGGAUUAGUACCUUCUGAAGAGUAUACAUGCAUUGAGCUAACAGGAAGGGACAGGCCUGGUUUAUUAUCUGAAGUCUGUGCUGUCCUUACUGAUCUUGAGUGCAAUGUGGUGAAUGCCGAGAUAUGGACGCACAAUGAGAGAGCUGCAGCUGUGGUUCUUGUCACUGAUCAUACCACGGGUUUUGCAAUUGAAGAUCCAAAGCGCAUAGCAGCAAUAAAGGAGCUCUUGUGCAACGUUCUCAAGGGAAAUAGUGAUCUAAAUUCCGCAAGAAUGACACUUCCACCACCUGGUGCUACCCACAGGCAAAGAAGGCUACAUCAGAUUAUGUUUGCUGAUCGAGACUAUGAAAAGGCUGACAAAUUGGUUGGUGGAAAAGUCCAUGCCAAGACCUCCAGACCUCAUGUAAUUGUAACAGAUUGUGCAGAAAAAGAUUAUACAGUCAUCACGAUGAGAUCAAAAGAUCGACCCAAGUUAUUGUUUGAUAUUAUCUGUACUCUGACUGACAUGCAGUAUGUCGUCUUUCAUGGGGUAGUCCACACAGGACGAAUGGAAGCAUAUCAGGAAUACUAUAUCCGGCACAUGGAUGGGGUCCCUAUUAGUUCAGAAGCUGAACGAGACCGUGUGAUGCAAUGUUUGGAAGCAGCCAUCGAAAGGCGAGGCACUGAGGGUCUUGAGUUAGAACUAUGCGCGGAAGACAGAGUUGGACUUCUCUCUGACAUCACCAGGAUAUUUAGGGAAAAUGGUCUGUGCAUCAAAAGAGCAGAGAUCUCAACCAGGGGCGGGAAAGCUAGGGACACAUUCUAUGUCACGGACGUGACUGGCAGCCCCGUAGACACUAAGACUGUGGACUCCAUCUGUGAACAAAUUGGUGGAGGCAUUUUACAUGUCAAAUGGGACAUAAAGUCUUCCCCAAAGCCACAACAGGGGAGCACAAUUAGCUUCCUUUUAGGAAGCUUCUUCAGAUCUCGAACCUUUUCUGGUUGAAGGAGGAAUGUGGAAAGUAAAAAUAGUGUAUAUAGAUGUAUGGCUUAAUGGCGAUAUUCCUCAGUAGGAGAAACCACCCCAUACUGUUAAUAGGUCAAACAGGGUGGUGUAGUCUUGUACAUGAAUAUGUAUACUCUCUACUGAGGAAGCCAAACUCUUGUACAGUAUAUAGAAGAAAAAUAUGUCAAAUAAGUAUUGAAGCAUAUAAUGUUAAUGAAAAUGCUUCUUGUGUA
Salvia splendens (bonfire salvia) is the source of this 1778-nucleotide messenger RNA. RefSeq names its product ACT domain-containing protein ACR6. The transcript is spliced from 7 exons. NCBI's taxonomy places the organism in Eukaryota, Viridiplantae, Streptophyta, Magnoliopsida, Lamiales, Lamiaceae. The record is from RefSeq and is a predicted model, not a curated record. The coding region runs from base 214 to 1545 and encodes 443 amino acids.